Molecule: messenger RNA, 642 nt
Organism: Schistocerca americana (American grasshopper)
Lineage: Eukaryota; Metazoa; Arthropoda; Insecta; Orthoptera; Acrididae
Product: methyl farnesoate epoxidase-like
Exons: 4
Coding region: 16-642 (208 amino acids)
Biological process (GO): xenobiotic metabolic process
Cellular component (GO): intracellular membrane-bounded organelle; cytoplasm
Molecular function (GO): oxidoreductase activity, acting on paired donors, with incorporation or reduction of molecular oxygen, reduced flavin or flavoprotein as one donor, and incorporation of one atom of oxygen; iron ion binding; heme binding
Source: RefSeq, a predicted model, not a curated record
GAGAGCCAGCUCCUCAUGCUGUGUUACGACAUGUUUACCGCUGGUGCAGAAACGACAAGCAACUCUCUUCGAUUUGCUUUCCUUAUGAUGUUACGGCAUCCUGACGUCCAGGAACGAGUGCACAAAGAGAUAAAAGAAGCAGUUGGUACUGACAGACUCCCAACUCUCGAAGACAAAGACAGAUUGGUUUACACCAGAGCUGCACUAGCGGAAUCAAUGAGAAUGUGUCAUGUCUUACCAACACGUGGAUAUCGACGGGUACUCGACGACACCACGCUACAUGGCUGUAGACUUCCAGAGAAUACAGUUGUCCUGGUAAAUAUCUGGGCGCUGCAUAUGGAUAAAGACCACUGGGGUGAUCCCGAAGUGUAUCGACCAGAGCGUUUCAUUACUGAAGCUGGGAAGUUUAGAGAGGAUGACGCGUUCUUACCAUUUGGUCUUGGUCGUCGUCGAUGUUUGGGAGAGCAUUUGGCAAAAUGUUGCUUAUUUCAAAUGUUUACCGGAAUCUUGCAAAAAUUUCAACUGCUUCCAGCUGAUAGUACUAACCUGAAGUACUCUACUCUUGAGGGGGUUACCCUUGCACCAAAACCUUAUGACAUUAUUUUCAAAUCUCGUAAAUAUUGCAACGCCGCAGAAAUGUAA